This is a messenger RNA of Stegostoma tigrinum, 2789 nucleotides long. RefSeq names its product zinc finger protein 239-like. The record is from RefSeq and is a predicted model, not a curated record. Lineage: Eukaryota; Metazoa; Chordata; Chondrichthyes; Orectolobiformes; Stegostomatidae. Bases 1214 to 2377 code for a protein of 387 amino acids. The transcript has 3 exons.
UGCCUGGGCGGGCGCCAUUUUCGGGUGAGAGGGGAAAAAUACUCAGCAGUAACAGGGGCUAGGGGAAUAAUUAAUACCAGACAGCUGUAAGGAAAGGGAAUAAAUAUAUCUUCGAAACCUACGGCAUAAGGAGGAGAAUAUCCAUUGGUGAUAGUGGUGAAUGUUUGCAGGAGAGAGUGCUUCGGCUGACGGUGUUUGCAGUACUUGUUAACGUCUUUUAUUGGUUGACGGGAUAUGGGCAUCCCUGGUUCCGGCAGUUUUUAUUCCCCAAUACCCCCAGAGGGCCGUUAGCGAUCAGCCGCCUUGCUGUGGUUAUAGAUUCACUUUUUAGACCUGACUGGAUGAGGAUGGCAGUUUCCUUUUAUACCCCUACAGGACACUAGUGAACAAAGCGGGGGUUGCCCUCGCAGUUAAUAAUGACUAGAUGGUCACCACAAGAUCCUGGAGGAGGUUGACAAAAGUAGGUGCAGAGAGAAUACGUCCUGAGGAGGGGCAAACUAGUGUCAUAGUUUCAGGACAGGGUUAACAUUUAAAACAAGAGAUGAAGGGAAAUUACUUCUCUUAAAGGGUUCAAAUCUGUGGAAUUCACCCUUCCAGAGUGCAGUGGCUGUCAGGAUGUUAAAUAAAUAUUAGGAGGCAAAGGCAAAGUUUUACUGAGUAAUGAGUUGAAAGGUUACAGAGAGCAGGUGGGAAAGUGGAGUUGAGGCUUAGAUGAGAUCAGCCAUAAUGGUGUUGGACAGUGGAGUGAACUCCUAGUUAAGACCAUAAGACAUAGGAGAGAAGUGAGGCCAUUCAGUCGGGGCUGAUAAGUUUCUCUACCACAUUCUCCUGCUUUCUCCCCUUCUGAUCCUCUUGACAGUCAAGAGCCUGUCUCCAUAUUAAAAAUACUCAAUGACCUGGCCUCCACAGCUCUCUGUGGCAGUAAAUUCCAUUGAUUUAGCACACUCUGGCUAAAGAAGUUUCUCCUUAUCUCUGUUCUAAUAGGUCUUCCCUUUACUCUAAGGCUGCGUCCUCACUUCUGAGUCUGUUCUGUUCAUAGAUUGUCUUCAAUAAAAAAUCUGGGAUAAAAAGACAAAUUUGUAGGAUUUGAACUCAAAUCCCAAGAACAUUCUGAAUUCUACUGCAGUGUCAUACCACUGUGACACCAACUCGCCUUGAGUGGACAAGAACAGAUAAGGUCUGGGAGACGGAACGGGGUACAUAGCCAUGAACCAUGGAAGUGAUGAAAGAACCUGAGAUACUAAUUGAUGAACAGCCUGCAUCAUCUGGAAUGCCCAAGCCCAGCGAGCUUCCUUUGGGAAUCCUAGGGGGUCAUGCCUUUUGGUGCAUGACAUGUGGAAAGGGGUUCAAGUGGCGUUGUCUUCUGGAUGCCCACCUGCGGGUACAUACAGGAGAGAAACCUUUUGAGUGUCUUCUAUGCAUGAAGCGGUUCAGCAAGUCUAAUGAACUGCGAGUCCAUCAGCGCAUUCACACUGGUGAGAAACCCUUUGAAUGCCUUAUGUGCAAGAAACGCUUUUAUCGUUCCAGUCACCUGAGCAGACACCAGCAGUUCCACACUGGGGAGAAAAAGUUUGAAUGCCAAGUUUGCACAAAACGCUUUUUUACCUCCAGCCACUUGACCAGGCACCAACGCAUACACACUGGUGAAAAGCCUUUUGAAUGUCCUGAGUGCAGCAAGCGGUUCAACAGCCCUAGUGAAUUAACAGUGCAUCAGCGAGUUCACACUGGUGAGAAGCCAUAUGAGUGUAUAGACUGCAGAAAACGUUUCAACCGACCUGGUGACCUGACAGUACACCGAAGGAUCCAUACUGGUGAGAAGCGGUUAGAAUGUCCAGAGUGCAAAAAACAAUUUAGUCGACCCAGUGAGUUGAUUGUCCACCAGCGGGUUCACACUGGGGAGAAGCCCUUUGAGUGUGCUGUGUGCAAGAAACGCUUUUACACAUCUAGUCACUUGAUCCAGCACCAGGGAAUCCAUACUGGUGAGAAGCCCUUUGAAUGCCCUCUUUGCAAGAAGCGCUUCUACAGAUCCAGUAACCUGACUAGGCACCAGAGAGGAGAAGGACAUAAUGAGAAAGGUUUACUGGAUGGGACAUGUGCAAACGGAGAAAAGAGAAGAGCCAGGAAGGAAAAACUGAAAGAUAGUGAAUCAUCUGAAGUGGCAAUGCCCACUCCCAGCCAGUGCAUAUCUGGUGUCAAGGAGGGAAAAGACUUCCAAUGCACUGUAUGUGGGAAGAGGUUUCGCUGGCCCAGCCUCCUGGAUACACACCUCCGUGUUCACACGGGAGAGAAACCAUUUGAAUGCACUUUUUGCACAAAACGUUUCUGCACCUCCAAUGGGUUACGGAUGCAUCAGCGAACACACGUAGGAGGUAGCUGAUGGAGCAGCAGCAUCUGCCUCUGAUCCAGCUGACAGAUAUUGCUUGCAUGCAGUUGUUUCUUUGUGUCUUCAGAAGAUUUCCAGAAAAUAGAAAGAAAGCUAUUUAUCUUAUUAUUUAUUCACCAUUAUGUCCUGUCUUUCAUCUUCUGUGAAUUAUUUCUUAAAUGAUUCGAUUCAAUAAUUCCACAUCACAAUGUAGUGAAUUUUAUACUGAUUUAAAGUAAUAUUUCAUAUUUUUAAAAUUGUUUUACUUAACUUUGUUUCCAUAAGAUCACCUUUCCAGUGUUUCCAGUGUGAAGAUCCUGUACAUAACUAAACUCCUGAUGCCAUAUUCAGCCAUAAAUUUCUUGAUAAUGGCUCCAGCAGUUAUGUCUGUUUUGUAGCUCAGUGAGUAAAGUUCUAUACAAUCUGA